This is a messenger RNA of Trichosporon asahii var. asahii CBS 2479, 3300 nucleotides long. Its product is annotated as putative acyl-CoA thiolesterase. The transcript is spliced from 4 exons. Gene Ontology annotation, biological process: acyl-CoA metabolic process; fatty acid catabolic process. Gene Ontology annotation, cellular component: peroxisomal matrix. Lineage: Eukaryota; Fungi; Basidiomycota; Tremellomycetes; Trichosporonales; Trichosporonaceae. Gene Ontology annotation, molecular function: fatty acyl-CoA hydrolase activity. The coding region runs from base 1 to 3300 and encodes 1099 amino acids. The record is from RefSeq and is a predicted model, not a curated record.
AUGGUCGACCUCAGCGCCUACGGUCUAGGCCAGUUCAAUCUUACCCCAGAAGACAUCUUCUACGUCGAAAGUCCGAACUGCAGAGGCCCCCUCCGACACCUGAAGGCGGGGAAUCCUAAACCACCGAGACAGCGCAUUUGGUACCCCGACAACCCCCCCGACCAUGUCUUCCUCGCGCAAGUGCCGUGCAAACAGCCCGUUUCCGUGGAGAGGAUAGCUGCGUAUCCGAACAAUAACAUCCUGAGCGGCGUCGCAUGGGACUUCACCAGCCGCUUUGUCGGCGACUAUCGGCUCAGGCGCAACUUCCAUCGGGUCAUCAGCACCCUCGUCCUGAAGGAGUCGCAUGAGGCAUCCGACUUCGUCUCCUACACUGAGCAAGCUCAGAUUGACGAGGACAUAUGGCAGUUCUUUGGUGACCGGCACCUGCAGACGUCGCUGCUCCUGAGGAACCAUUUCUCGCUUCGCAUGAUCAAUACAUCGCACGGAACUUCGUUCGAGGAAGCAUUCUUCUCGAAACUGUACCAGGGGAUCUUUGACAGGGACUAUCGUCGCUGGAGGAAGACACACCUGCGCUACAGGGAGGGUCCGAGACGGCCCUCCUUCCUCCUCGUCGCUCGCAGCCGCUUGCAGUCGACGUCCGUGUUGGCGGAAUGUCCCGUGCAGAUGGUUGCCUGGCCAAACGUCGACAUCAACAAUCUGUACGCACCAUACGACAAAGCGCUUUGGGACAGCCUUAAAGGGCAGGAGAAGGUCGACGCUUGCGAUAUUCUGCUGCGCGAUGAAGCAGACGACGAGGAACUGGACGAGUACAGGCGGCGCUGGAUGGAGGAGGGCGAAAUCGUUAGGCGCGACGCGCAUAUGCCCUAUCUACGGCAAAAGGCUCGAAAGGCGUUCGCGGCCGCGUGUGCGAACCUCCUGAACUUGUACGACAUGUGCGGCUCGGUCUACGGCACCGUCAUCGCUGACCGCAAAUUUUCGCGGAUGUAUGUCCUGUCACGAGGACGGAUAGCGGUCGAGCUGUCAAACGCGGGCCAGCUUGUAAACCUUGCUCUUCCGGUGCAAGAGCGCUUCGGCCUGCCGUACUCGCAACUAAGAGAGAUGGACCUGUACGAAGCUUUAGCCCAGCGGCUGACAGACGACGAACCUCGGCCUCCGCCUUCGCCAGGUCGCUUCUUCCGGUGGCACUUCCGCGGGGAUCAGAACGUGGAGCCUCCCGAGGGGGACCCAACACCCUCGGAGGAAUGGGGAGAACGUCGCGUCACACCCGACCUCGGCGGUCUGCAGUCGUUCAUUGACUUCAUGGCUGCUGGCGUCGCUCGCCUGGGAGCUGUGCGAGCCGACGUUCCCGUUACCGAGAAACUCCCUACGCCCAUCCAGGACAGAUGGGACGCGGAGAUUGAUCACUGCCUCAUGCUCAGGGGCUUACCUCUCGAGCUCGCCACGCGUAUCAGAACCGAGUCUACGUUCCCAGACGGUCUGGAGAGUUAUCUCAACUUCACGAACGAGGAGCAGGCACGCAGGCCUGAAAGCAAGGGCCUGUGGUGCCGUGUCGUGCGCCGCUGGAAGGCGGGCAUGAACCCGGGCUGGGACCCGGAAUCGAGUGUCGAGGGCUCCUCAGAGGCUGAAAGUGAUGACACUGGCAGCGAAGCUGGCUCCAGCGCCAACGGAGACGAGCCAUUAUCCGACCCCGAGAACUCCGCCGCUAGUCAUGGCACUGGUUCUACCGGGUCUGAUGUAGGUGAAGAUGGAGGCUCGGACGAUGAUGUAGAUGGGGGUCAUGGGGAUGACAGCGCCAGCGUUGCCUCGACAGUGUACACCGCGAGAACCAAGCAGUGGAUCCUGGAAACGGGCAGCAUUAAGGGGACAAACGCCCGUUACAGCGAUUGGGAUGUGUUUGACCCAGACGAUCUCGGGCUCAACGAGAUGAACGACAGGGAUGAUGUGGCUGCCAGCGAGGCGGGCUACUCUAUGUGUUCGGCCGAGGCGGACUACUACGAGGAGUACCACCGGGUGGAGAACGAUACGUGCUUCGUACUGUCCAUUGCCGAGCAGGUGCUGCAGGAGAUGUGCCACGUCGUGCCUGUUACGAAGGAGGAGAUGGACGAGCUCGUCCAAACGCAGUACGCACUCGACUUGGAGCGUUAUAGAGAUGUCAGCAGGUGGAGGCUGAUGUUACGGUUGCUUAAGCUGGGCACGGCCGGCGGCGAUCUCCGACCCCGAGUCCUCUCGGGAACCACAGACCUUGUGACCGGGAUCUCCACUCGUUUCGCUUAUCUAUCAACUUUCUCCUCUCGCAUUUCUCCACUCAACUCCACACCCAAACUCCUCGCCAUGCCUCCUCAAGGAAUUCUGAUGUACGACAGCCUCAAGGUCGUACCGACGGGAGCGCGUCUGCUGGGUCUGGAGUGCUUCAGUGCCGUGAACCUGUGGACGCCACCUGGGAACCGGGGCGUGUUUGGUGGCCAGAUCAUUGCGCAGGCCCUCAUGGCCGCCAACCAGACAAUAGACGGGAUGGACCUGCACUCGACGCACUGCUACUUCCUCCUGCCGUGUGAUUCGCGUAAGAGUGUCACGUACGCCGUCGAGCGGCUUCGUGAUGGCAAAUCAUACAGCACGAGGCUGGUGCACGCGAUCCAGGACAGCGAGACCAUCUUCACGCUGACGUGCUCGUUCUCCAUGCCUCGCGGCAAUAGCGGGACGAAGCGCUUCCAGCGCGAGUUCCCGGAGGACAUCACGCCGUUCCGCGACGCGUACGACAACAGGUGGAACGACCACAUCACCGUCAUGUCCGACUUUGGCGUUAAGAUCGCCGAUACGGAGGAGAACCGCCAGAAGUUCUUCGCGUCCAAGGAACGUCCUCUGACCGCCUUCGGUGCCCGGCCCCAGGAGGGCAAGUACUUCAACCAGCGUGCGGUGUGGCUUCAGCCGCAUCUCGGUGACUCGCGCAAGCUCACGCCGAACGAGAUCAGGGCCAUGAUCGGAUACGUGACGGACACGCAGGCGAUCGCGACGGCUGGCCGAACCAUCGGCCUCAGCGCUGACAGCAACCCGAAGCUCGGCAUGGUGGCUACGAUCGACCACACGAUUCACUACUACCCCUUCCCCGAGGGGUAUGACGGCACGCAGCCCCUCCUGCACGUCCUGGAGGCGCACAUUGUCGAUCUCCAGGUCGGGCGCGGAUACAUUACAGGAAGGGUUUAUACGGAGGACGGAGUGCUCAUCGCGACCACGAGCCAGGAGGGCGUCGUGCGCGCUCAGGCGCCGGGGGUCAAGCCGCGCCGAGAGACGGCCAAGCUGUAG